AGAGCUAACGAGGAGCUUGGCACGCCACCGCAGACCCAGACGCAGACCCCCCUGGGAAAAGUACAGAUCAUUGCAGUGGAAGCCGCCAGAAGAACCCGAACCCUUUCUCCCUCCAUCAAAACGCACCGAGGAAGUCUGUCUGGGAUGAAAUCAGUGUAAAUUGAUUCAUCAUGGCGCUGGUGCAAAACGAUCAGAUCAAGGGCGCAGAGCUCCUGAACGCUCUGCCCACCUUCCGGCAUUUGUACGUCUGGCCUUUUGCCAUUAUUUGGCCCAUUUUUGCACGAUACUAUACCGACUCGGAUCUCUAUGAAAAGUACAUCGGCGCAUCCGAGUGGACAACCGUCUGGUGCGGCGCAAUCAUCACCGCCCAAGCUCUUGUUUGGCUCAGCACCCAUUGGAGUGUUGAUCUGAAGGCUUCCUUCACCGCGAAGAAGGCCAGCACUAUCGAGGCCGCCGAGCUCAUCAAGGUCAUCCCCGUCGCCAACGCAGGUUCCCCCGAGAUCUGCAAGCUCGAGCGCGAGACUGUCGCUGGCAAAUCCAAUCUCUCCUUCCUCUUCCAAAAGCGCCGGUUCCUUUACCAUGCCGACGAGAAGACCUUCAGCCCGCUGGCCUAUGCCAUCGACGCCGAACCAAAGCCGCUGCUGGACCAGUUCCAGAAGUCCAAGGGCAUCACGAGCCAGGCCGAACUCACCCGCCUAGAGCAAUACUAUGGCACAAACACGUUCGACAUUCCUGUGCCUACCUUCACCGAGCUCUUCAAGGAGCAUGCCGUGGCGCCAUUCUUCGUCUUCCAGAUCUUCUGUGUCGGCCUGUGGAUGCUUGAUGAAUACUGGUACUACUCGCUCUUCACCUUAUUCAUGCUAGUCAUGUUCGAGUCUACCGUUGUCUGGCAGCGUCAGCGCACACUGAACGAGUUCCGAGGCAUGAGCAUCAAGCCCUACAACGUGUGGGUAUACCGGCUUGGCAAGUGGACCGAGGUUCAGAGCGACAACCUUUUGCCUGGCGAUCUGGUCUCCAUCAACCGCACAAAAGAGGAUAGCGGUGUCGCCUGCGAUAUGUUGCUAGUUGAGGGCACUGUCAUCGUCAACGAGGCUAUGCUUUCUGGAGAGAGCACGCCAUUGCUGAAGGACUCUAUUCAAUUGCGCCCCACUGACACUCCCAUUGAUCCUGAGGGACUUGACAAGAACGCCUUCCUUUGGGGCGGCACUAAAGUCCUUCAGGUGACACACGGCAACCCCGAUGAGGAGAAACCAAAGCUUGCCUCUGGAGUGCCUCUCCCGCCGGAUAACGGGGCUAUGGCCAUCGUCAUGAAGACGGGCUUCGAGACAUCUCAGGGCAGCCUGGUCCGAACCAUGAUAUAUUCUACAGAGCGUGUUUCCGCCAAUAACGCCGAGGCACUGUUCUUCAUUCUAUUCCUGCUCAUCUUCGCCAUCGCCGCUUCAUGGUAUGUAUGGGACGAAGGUGUCAAGAAGGACCGAAAACGAUCCAAGCUCCUCCUCGACUGUGUCUUGAUCGUCACAAGUGUUGUUCCCCCAGAGCUGCCCAUGGAACUGAGUUUGGCUGUUAACACGAGUCUUGCCGCUUUGGCCAAAUUGGCCAUCUUCUGUACUGAGCCAUUCCGCAUCCCCUUCGCUGGACGUGUCGACAUUGCUUGUUUUGACAAGACGGGUACACUGACCGGCGAGGACCUGGUUGUUGAUGGCAUCGCUGGGCUUGGUCUUGGCCAUUCCGGCACUGACACUCCAGUCGAGUCUGAUGGAGCUCACAGCCAAGUGACCCCGGUCAAGGAGACUGGUAUCGAAACCACGCUUGUACUCGCUACUGCGCAUGCUCUCGUUAAGCUUGAUGAGGGUGAUAUCGUGGGCGACCCUAUGGAAAAAGCUACACUGACGUCUCUGGGUUGGGUUCUCGGAAGGAAUGAUAUCUUGACUGCCAGAACAGCUGGCACUAUUGCCGGGUCUGUACAAGUGAAGCGCCGAUUCCAGUUCUCGUCUGCCCUUAAGCGCCAAAGCUCCGUGGCCACGGUUAACGCUAUGGAUUCCAAGACUGGCACCAAGUUGAAGGGCACCUUCGUCGGUGUCAAGGGCGCGCCUGAGACUAUCAUGAAGAUGCUGACCACCGUCCCCAAGGACUACGAAGAGACGUUCAAGUACUUCACUCGUCGCGGCUCUCGUGUUCUUGCUCUUGCCUACAAACAACUGACCACUGACAACGAACUUGGAUCCGGAAAAAUCAACGACUUGAAGCGUGAGAAGGUUGAGGCUGAUCUUACCUUUGCUGGGUUCUUGGUGCUUCAAUGUCCCCUGAAAGAAGAUGCUAAGCAGGCCGUCCAAAUGCUCAACGAGAGUAGUCACCGCGUUGUGAUGAUCACUGGAGACAACCCUCUUACUGCUGUCCAUGUCGCUCGCGAAGUCGAGAUUGUCGAUAGAGAAGUUUUGAUUCUCGAUGCUCCAGAAGACAACGAGGGAGGCGAGAAACUUGUCUGGAAGAGCGUCGACGACAAGAUCACCGUUGACGUGGAUGCUUCUGCCCCUAUUGACCCUGAGAUAUUGAAGACAAAAGACAUCUGUGUCACUGGUUAUGCUUUGACGAAGCUCGGUGAAAAAGGAAACGAUGGGGCUUUCCGGUCUCUGCUGCGAUACGCCUGGGUUUAUGCUCGUGUUUCGCCGAAGCAAAAAGAGGACAUUCUUAUUGGCAUGAAAGACCUAGGCUAUUACACCUUGAUGGCUGGCGAUGGUACCAAUGACGUCGGAGCGUUGAAACAAGCUCACAUUGGUAUUGCUCUUCUAAACGGUACACAAGAAGAUCUCACUCGAAUUGCGGAGCACAGCCGAAACACCAAGAUGAAGGAGAUGUAUCAAAAACAAGUCGACCUCAUGAAACGCUUCAACCAACCUGCGCCGCCAGUUCCUCCCAUGAUCGCUCAUCUUUACCCUGCAGGCCCUUCGAAUCCCCACUUGCGAAAAGCGGUCGAGCGCGAGGCACAGAAGAAGAACAUCACACCCGAGGAGUAUGCUAAGCAGUACGGUAUUGAUCUUACGCAGACGAUCACGUCCCCUGCUGCCCAGCAGCUGAUAAACGCCGAUCCUCGUCAAGCCAAACAACAAGCAGCUCAACAGAAGGCUGUCGGGCUGGCCGACAAGCUGACUUCCGGGAUGAUGGAUAUGGAAAUGGAUGAUGAACCGCCGACUUUGAAGCUCGGUGAUGCCUCAGUUGCCGCUCCUUUCACGAGCAAACUCAGAAAUGUCGUCGCCAUUCCGAAUAUCAUUCGUCAGGGUCGUUGCACACUUGUCGCUACCAUCCAGAUGUACAAGAUCCUUGCCCUUAACUGUCUGAUCAGCGCCUACAGUCUAUCUGUCCUCUAUCUAGAAGGCAUCAAGUUCGGUGAUGGCCAGUACACCAUUAGCGGUAUGCUGAUGUCCGUCUGUUUCCUGUCGAUCUCUCGCGCCCGAACUGUUGAAGGCCUGUCCAAGGAGCGCCCGCAGCCUAAUAUCUUCAACUUCUACAUAAUUGGUUCUAUCCUUGGUCAAUUCGCUAUCCACAUCGUCACGCUCAUUUACAUCGCCCGAUUCUGCGAAAAGCUUGAUCCCCGUGGUGAUCUGGAUGUGGAUCUAGAAGCUGAAUUCAGCCCGUCUCUUCUCAAUACCGCCGUGUACUUGUUGCAAUUGAUUCAACAGAUCUCUACCUUUGCUGUCAACUACCAGGGUCGCCCUUUCCGUGAGUCUAUUACGGAGAACAGGGGCAUGUUCUGGGGAAUCAUUGGUGUCACCGCUAUCGCCUUUUCCUGUUCAACCAAGUUCAUUCCCGAGUUGAACGAGAAGAUGAUGCUUGUUGAUUUCUCGAACGAGUUCAGCACCACCUUGACAACCGUCAUGAUCCUCGACUUCGCUGGAUGUUACCUUAUUGAGGUUGCCCUCAAGCGACUCUUUAGCGACUUCCGUCCCCGAGACAUCGCAAUCCGAAGAAAAGACCAGGAUGCACGCGAGCAAGAGCGCAAGUCUAUUGAAUCUGCUGAGAAGUCCCUCAAGGAUGAGAAAGAGCGUUUGGCUAAAGUAGAGGAAUUCGAAAGGAAGGUAGAGGAAAGAAGGAAGAAGGUUCAGGAGUGGGCGCAGGGACGACAGCAACAAGCUGUUCCGGCUGCUGCUCGAUAAGGGUUUCGCCAUGAUGGGCAUUGCCAAUAGACUAGAAGGGGAAAUAGACGGAGCUCUCAUCGUGACUCCCGUGUAUAGAUAUAUGUAAUUGGCUAUAGUAUGAAAACAACUGUAGAUAGAUAACUCACAUUGCCCCUCAAACCGAGUACUUCCAAUGCGCGCCGCCUAGGACAAAGAUUGGUUAUGGCUUGUGACACUUUCAAACUUACAUAGUACAAUUGACAAAUUGCAUUCUCGUAUCUACUUCGCUUUCAGACGUUCGAUAUCAUGUUCUUAGCUUGUCGGUUCAACUUCGGAAACCAC
Molecule: messenger RNA, 4454 nt
Organism: Truncatella angustata
Lineage: Eukaryota; Fungi; Ascomycota; Sordariomycetes; Amphisphaeriales; Sporocadaceae
Exons: 2
Coding region: 171-4151 (1326 amino acids)
Biological process (GO): intracellular calcium ion homeostasis
Cellular component (GO): endoplasmic reticulum membrane
Molecular function (GO): ATP binding; P-type ion transporter activity; ATP hydrolysis activity
Source: RefSeq, a predicted model, not a curated record